Messenger RNA from Talaromyces proteolyticus, 1905 nucleotides. Its product is annotated as eukaryotic translation initiation factor subunit eIF2B-gamma. NCBI's taxonomy places the organism in Eukaryota, Fungi, Ascomycota, Eurotiomycetes, Eurotiales, Trichocomaceae. Gene Ontology annotation, biological process: cytoplasmic translational initiation. The transcript is spliced from 2 exons. The record is from RefSeq and is a predicted model, not a curated record. The coding region runs from base 178 to 1857 and encodes 559 amino acids. Gene Ontology annotation, cellular component: eukaryotic translation initiation factor 2B complex; guanyl-nucleotide exchange factor complex. Gene Ontology annotation, molecular function: translation initiation factor activity; guanyl-nucleotide exchange factor activity.
GAGCUUCCUUCGAGCGCGUUCUGUACUUGACUGCUCAGCCACUCAAAUCUCCAGCUGCUUGACUACCAAACAAGUCCUCUACACCACGUCGCGGACCCCUUUCGAAUCUCUGGUCGAUUGACCUCACAGCAAGUUGUAUGAUGGAGGCUUGCUAGAUUGGUUCUAGACUGGAUUACAAUGCCUUCUCUUCCUGUGGCCGGAAGUGGCUUUCAAGCCAUAAUCCUCUGCGGCCCUGGAGUCUCUCUAACAACAUUCACGAGCUCUCCCGAAACUUAUCCAAAAUGCCUGGUCAACAUCGCCAACAAACCAAUGAUAUACUACCCCAUAGACUGGUGUCGAAGAUCAGGAAUUACCGAUAUUACAUUGAUCACACCUCCUUCCUCUCUCGCUCCUAUCCAAGCCGCUCUACAACAAAACCCACAUCUAACAUCACUCCCCUCGCCAUCAGCGACCGUCAUAGCCCCGAAAGACCUUGAGAUGACAAUGGGAACGGCCGAGUUGCUCCGCCUACCGGAAGUCCAAGAGUGCAUAAAAACCGAUUUCCUGCUUCUUCCCUGCGACCUCGUCUGUGAAAUCCCCGGUGAAUCUAUUCUUGAUGCGUGGAUGGUGACCCAGAGUGCUCUUGGAGCCGGUAAUCCCACUCGAGAGGGUCGUAGCUCCCACAGUGUGAUUUCUUCGGGCCCGGGUGGUGAGCAGGGUGGCCGUCGCGGUGGCCUGGCGCUAUACUAUCAGACAGAUGGCCGGGAGGAUAGCGUCAAAGGCGAAGCUACCGACUUUGUAGCUAUUACACCGCUCAAGCAGGAUGAGGCCCCAGCAGUACCACACUUAGUCGAUGGACCGGCGGCUUUACGAUUCGGAUUAUCGAAGUUAGUCAUGUCAAUGCCUAUGGAUACCGUCAAGGAGAAAAUAGAGCAGAAUAAAGGGUUCCUUGUUCGCCAUUCUUUGAUUAAGAAAUACCCGGAGGUCAAGAUGCUCACGAAGUACCGAGAUGCACAUGUCUAUUUACUACCGCUAUGGGUACGGGAUUGGGCUCGUCAACAAGAGAAGCUGGAGUCAGUCAGUGAAGAUCUUAUUGGCUACUGGGCUAAGGCGGGAUGGCAGCAAGGCUUAGAUGAAAAGCUAGGAAUGAACAAGAUCUUCCAGCAGGACAGCCGCGAAAGUCAUGAAGAUGAAUCAUUAGAGGAAGAGAUCGAUCUUCGGAAUAUAAGCACCACCAAGGCUGGCUUAAACUCUGAAUCCCCCUUCGAUGCGUCCGGCGACAAGACCCCAUUGUCAGACUCUGGUAUCGAGACUUCUAAAUCCACCAAACUACCACAGUUACUAGCCUACGUGCAACGAGGAUCCGCCCCAUUCAUUCGACGCGUUGAUAGCUCUGCGGUUUUACUCUCGACAUCCCUUCUUCUAGCUAAGCUAGAGUCGAUCGAGGAGGUUGGCCGUCAGGCAGCGUCACCUUUUGCCCAUAAUCAGAAAAUUGCCUACCCUGAGGGUAUAGCCCAGCGCUGCACAGUCACAAAAAGCGAUUGCCUGCUUGCCGAAAACGUGACUGUAGAGCCGACUUGUGUUAUUAAGGAGAGUGUUAUCGGUCCCAACUGCUACAUCUCCAGCGGCGCACGGCUCACUCGCUGCGUGCUGAUGGAUGGAGCUGUGGUUGAGUCUAGGGCUCAGCUAACGGGCUGCAUAAUUGGCCGACGAGCUAGAAUUGGUCGUGAAUCCGUGCUGAAGGAUUGUGAGGUCCAGGAUGCUAAUGUCGUUCCCGAGGAAACGGAUGCUAAGAACGAGAAAUUCAUGGUCUUUGAGGGCCUAGACGAGGGAGAAGAGGAUGAUGACAUGGAACCUUCAGAGGGGUUUGAUGACUAGAAUUAUCAGUUUAAAAAAAAGAAUAUCUAUUGAACGAGUUAACGUUAG